This is a messenger RNA of Phyllostomus hastatus (greater spear-nosed bat), 2065 nucleotides long. It is a transcript of the gene CCDC181, whose product is annotated as coiled-coil domain containing 181. Gene Ontology annotation, molecular function: microtubule binding. The record is from RefSeq and is a predicted model, not a curated record. Lineage: Eukaryota; Metazoa; Chordata; Mammalia; Chiroptera; Phyllostomidae. The transcript is spliced from 5 exons. The coding region runs from base 152 to 1471 and encodes 439 amino acids.
GCCGGGUCCUGGCCGCCUUGGUAGCAGGUGCUGGGUUCUCUCUCACUCGCCCGUCAGAGCGUAGCCAGAGGAGGAGAGGGUUGCUCCCCUGGCCAUCUCUGUGACCUCAACCGCCGCAGCUCACACAGCAUCUCUCUUCCGCACGCGGACGAUGGAGGAGCGCAAAGGCGCCGACUCCAGAGAAACGGAAGAGUAUGAAGACGACUUCGAAAAGGACCUGGAGUGGUUGAUUAAUGAAAAGGAAAAGAGUGACGUCGGCAUCCUGGAGAUGGCUUGCGGGGCCGGGGACGAAGGGAGCGUCAGCCCGGAGCCCAGGGAGAACGCACCCGGGGCGGAGCGCAGCACCAACCGGCCCUCGGGCCCUGGCAGAGCCCCGCGGGAUGAGGUGGCCCCCAGGGGCGACUUCAUCUCCGUGCCGAGCAGCCAGCCUUCGGACCCCGUGUCCGACUCAGACAGCGAGAGCUCCCUCCAGGAGUCCAGGCUGGACAGCCAGAGGGACCUGGAGGAGGGCGAGGACGAGGAAGUCAAGAGGUACAUCAUGGAGAAGAUCGUGCAAGCCAACGAGCUGCUCCAGAACCAAGAGCCCGUGAGCCGUCAGCGGGAGCGCAGACUCAAGUUCAAGGACAAACUAGUGGACCUCGAGGUCCCCCCGCUGGAGGACACCGACAACUACAAAUACUAUGUUGAGAGUGAGAGCCACGUGUCUGGGAAACUGGCGCAGCUGCGCAUUUCGGGCGGGCCGGGCCGGGACAGCGUGCUCCUGGCGGUCCCGGGUGCGAGCCACGAGGAAGGCAAGGACCGGAAGGUCCUCGUGGAGAGAGACGGGAAGUUUGAGCUCCUGAAUUUCCAGGACAUCGAGAGUCAGGGGUGUCUGUCCCCCCCCCACAAGGUCAGCGGCACGGAAAACGGCCCCCCGCAGUCGUCAGCCGGCUUGUCCGGCCCGCCUGUCGGUGGCGUGAAGAAGGAGGAGCCCGUGGCAAAGCCCCACAGCCCGUCGGCGGCGGCGGAGCAGCCCUGGGCCUGCAGCCCCCAGCCCCCGCCCCACCCCAGGACCGGUCCGAGCCCCACCGCCAGCUCGGAUUCGAACAAGGGCGGCGGGAAGCCUGGUCACAGGGCCCGGUCUGCAAACAUGUCGCCAGUGACCUCCACGUACUGCCUCUCCCCUCGACAGAAGGAGCUGCAGAAGCGGCUGGAACAAAAGAGGGAGAAGCUGAGGAGAGAGGAGGAGCAGCGGAAAAUGGAGGAGGAGAAAGAGAAGAAAAGGGAGAACGACACGGUGUUCAGGGCGUGGCUGCAGAAGAAAAGAGAGCAGGUCGUGGAGCUGCGGAGGGUCCAGCGCGCCAAGCAGCUGGAGGACAUGAACAGCAGAGGGAGCUCUUCAUGCAUUAACCACGUGGCAGUAAUCACAGUUCGGGACGUGGCCGGGCCGUCCGAUGCUCAGAAGUUAGAAUCCAAGAGAAAGGCUGCAUAACUUAAGUGCUGGAUUGUUGGUUCUCAAACUGUAUUUCAUGGAGCGCCUUCAGCUUGCCGCAAAGACCUCCACUCUACCCAUAGUGCCUUUCUCCAGCCAGUUCAUGUGUGUUGUUGUGCAAAAUUGUUUUCUUUGUCAAAGGGCUCAGCUUUGCAAAGCUUACAGACCACUGCGUUUAGACCAUCUUCGUUUAUUGGUGACGGUCAUCCCUCGGUAUCGGUGUGAGAUUGAUCCCAGGAUCCCUCCACGGGUACCAGAGUCCCUGGAUGCUCGAGCGUCUUAUGUAGGUGGUGUAGUGUUUGCAUGUGACCUGCCCAGUCCUCCCAUCUUCUUUAAGCCAUCUCUAGAUCACCUGUGAUACCUAAUCCAAUGUAAAUGAUGUGUAUGUAGCUGCAAUACUGUAUCGUUUCCUUCCGCCUCUUCUGUGUGCGUACGCACGCAUUUUUUACUGAGGUGACACUGGCUGAUCACAUUAGGCAGUCUCAGGGGUGCAUGGUGCAGUUCCACACCUGUGUGCGCCGAGGCCUGCUCCCCACGCGUCACCACGCCGUCCAUUCCCUCCUUCUGCCCUGUCCCUACUCCCCUCCCCUCCGG